Molecule: messenger RNA, 1080 nt
Organism: Schistocerca gregaria
Lineage: Eukaryota; Metazoa; Arthropoda; Insecta; Orthoptera; Acrididae
Product: putative mitotic check point protein BUB2
Exons: 4
Coding region: 12-1040 (342 amino acids)
Biological process (GO): activation of GTPase activity
Molecular function (GO): GTPase activator activity
Source: RefSeq, a predicted model, not a curated record
UCAAGUCCGAUAUGUUUUCUUACUCACCAUAUUCUGAAAUCAAAGAACUUUCUCAAAGUGAAUUGCGGAAACAAUACGAUGACUUGUUAGAGUACGGAGCUUCGCAUCCAGAGGAGUUAGAACAAAACUUGGCUAAAUUGAGGGAUCUCAUCACAUGCUAUGGACUGCCUUCAGAAUCAGAGGACGAUGAGUACAACGUUGAUGAACAGGCUACAUUGAGAGGGAAAAUAUGGCAGCUGUUCUUAGGCCUAAAGCAGAUUUACGCCGAAGAAUACCUUUCACUGGUCAAGUUAGGACCGUCUAGUGCGCACUCGAUUAUAAGUCUCGAUGCUACAAGAACAUUCCCAAAGGAGAAGACUUUUAGAAAAAGAGUGACGUUGGAGAAAUUGAUAAGGGUAUUAAAUGCAUUUCAGCAUAAAGUAGAGGACCGUGAAUCACUUGGAUACAUUCAGGGUCUGAAUUGCUUGGUCGCUCCUUUUUUAUACAAUAUGCCAGAAAUUGAAGCAUUUUAUACUUUUUAUCAUUUCAUCGUUGAUAGAUGUCCACGUUAUUGCGGAAACCAAAUGGGUGCAUUAGAUGGAGACUCACUGGUUCAGCAAAUUUUGAAGCUCGUAGAUCCUAAACUAUUUUCUUAUUUAGAAAAAAACUCUGUUCAGCUAUGCGUCUUUUCGCAUCCAGCUUUGCAAAGUAUCUUGACCAAUACUCCACCACUGGAAGAAGUGCUGAAACUGUGGGAUUGGCUGUUUAUGUAUGGAGUACACAUGGCAGUUAUUUUCCUUGUAUGCAUACUCUUGGUAAGAAGAGAAGAAAUUUUAGUAGCUGAAAAUCCGAAUAGCAGAUAUUUUCAGUAUCACAAUAAGUUUUCUUUAGAUGCAGAACUGAUCACAAAUCUAGCUAUACAAGUGGUCGCACAGAUACCGAGCGAUUUAUACAAAUUAUGUGCCAUACAUCCACUUGUACCAUUGAAUGGUAAUCGAGAAGGACAUGAUUUUACGCAGUCAAAGGGACUGAAGUUAGUGGUGAAAGGUACUCCCGACUGAAAGACUCGCAUAAUAAAAAUAAAUUUUAAGACUGGGAGAG